Molecule: messenger RNA, 4569 nt
Organism: Anguilla rostrata (American eel)
Lineage: Eukaryota; Metazoa; Chordata; Actinopteri; Anguilliformes; Anguillidae
Product: sodium/calcium exchanger 1-like
Exons: 9
Coding region: 1268-4129 (953 amino acids)
Biological process (GO): calcium ion import across plasma membrane; sodium ion transmembrane transport; cell communication
Cellular component (GO): sarcolemma; axon; postsynapse
Molecular function (GO): calcium:sodium antiporter activity
Source: RefSeq, a predicted model, not a curated record
UGCAUCGUUAGCGUCUUUUCAGGCAGUCGGUCGCGCUAUCACUCACUCCCUCUCUCUGGAUAUCUCCACCUCCGUACCUUGCUCUCUUUAUCUCCCUCUUACUCACCGCGCGCAGCACAUCUCUCCGCGCACCAGGCUUUAUUCGAGACACGUUGUGGAAAACGGCUUUUUAAAAUGUCUGUAUCUUCUUUAUUCCCCGUAGGAAUGUAGUUUGGGGGAAUAAAUGCGAACGUUUUUGAGUGUAGGCAAACAUUCCAAGAGAAUGCGAAGAUCUUACUCCCCCAGAAAUACCUGACAAGCGUCGAAACAGGAGCAAACUCACCUUUCCAAUAGUCUAGACUUCAUGCACAGCAGCCUUUCAUUCAGCGCGAGGCGUUUUGGAAAAAGCUUUUGGGAUUCAGCAGAAUCAUCGAAUAUGUGGACUGCAGAGUUGAGACAACUGAAUGUUUUACGUUAGAAAGCCAUCGCAUUUUCACACAGUCGCCGUGGCGCUGAACGAGAAGAGAACGGAAAACAAUCGCUGAUCGACGUGCCAAUUAAAUCUGCGGUUCGCCUCGAGAUCUAACGGCGCUGGCGCGUACCGUGGGCGGCAUACAUGUGUAUCUUUUGAAGAACUGCCAGCGCGAGGAGAACAACGUUCCCAACACUGCGAGCACAGAGAGAUUUCCACUGCACCGCUACGGCAGCGCGCUGUGCUGAGGCGCUCUCACUCGCUGCCCCGUACCGCGCCACAUCAGCACAAGAGGAGAGGAACAGUCGGGACGAAACGGGAUACCACCCCAAAAAAUACGCCUACGGUUCUGUGUCAGGAGGAAGUCUCGUCCGCCCCUCCACCUGUGCCGUCGUUAAGGGAACGGAUCGCCCACCCGUUUUUGGGAAGAGUAACCCUCCGGGGAGACGCCCCCACCCUCCCGCUCCGCCUCUCCGUCCCCGGGCGGCGUCAGAGCCUCCGUCCUGCCAUGUGCGACCCGCGCGGGGGUAAACCCAGCCGCUAUUAGCACCCCCGGCAUCGAUCGCACGUGUCCCGCGGGGCAGAGCGCGAUUCACGCCAGUUCCUCGCGCGCUGAAAGGAACGUGCGGGGGUGAAGACUGGUCAGAUUCCCAUAUCACAGAGAGAGAGAGAGAAAGAGACUGAGAGAGAGUGUGUGAAUAUCACACACGCAAAGCGGGGGAAUCCACUUAGUGACAGACAGGAGUGUGACGGGGAGAGAGAGAGAGAGAGACAGAAAGAGGAGUGAAUCUCGCCGCCCGCUGCUCCCGCUCAGCCAUGCCAGGACCCCGCCUCCCCUUGCUCUCGGCUCCGCCCUCCUUCCGCCUCCCUCUCUUCCUCAUCCUCCUCUUCCUCUUCCUCCUGCUGGGACCGCUCCCCCUGGCCCGAGCGAGCCCCGAGCCCGACCCCACCCCCGGCCACCCCUCCAACUGUUCGAGCGGGGACCCCUGCUCGGACGGGGUGGUCCUGCCCAUGUGGAACCCCCAGAACCCGUCGGCGGGGGACAAGGUGGCCCGGGCCAUCGUGUACUUCGUGGCGCUCAUAUACAUGUUCCUGGGCAUGUCCAUCAUCGCCGACCGCUUCAUGUCGUCCAUCGAGGUCAUCACCUCGCAGGAGCGCGAGAUCACCAUCAAGAAGCCCAACGGCGAGACGGCCAGUGCCACCGUGCGCGUCUGGAACGAGACCGUGUCCAACCUCACGCUCAUGGCCCUGGGCUCCUCCGCCCCCGAGAUCCUGCUGUCCGUCAUCGAGGUGUGCGGACACAAGUUCGAGGCGGGCGAACUGGGGCCCAGCACCAUCGUGGGCAGCGCCGCCUUCAACAUGUUCGUCAUCAUCGCGCUGUGCGUCUACGUGGUGCCCGACGGCGAGACGCGCAAGACCAAGCACCUGCGCGUCUUCUUCGUCACGGCCGCCUGGAGCAUCUUCGCCUACAUCUGGCUCUACCUGAUCCUGUCGGUGUUCUCGCCCGGCGUGGUGGACGUGUGGGAGGCCGUGCUCACCUUCCUCUUCUUCCCGCUCUGCGUGCUGCAGGCCUGGAUCGCCGACCGCCGCCUUCUCUUCUACAAGUACGUCCACAAGCGUUACCGCGCCGACAAGAGCCGCGGCAUCAUCGUCGAGUCGGAAGGCGACGGGGCUCUCGCCACCAAGAUGGACGUGGAGAUGGACGGCGGCCUCAACUCCCACAAGGAGGCGCUGGACGGGAUGCUGGGCGGGGCCGAGGAAGGAGGGGGCGGACCUGGGAGCCCGGGCGGGCGGGACCUGGAGGACGAGGCGCGGCGGGACAUGGCCCGGACCCUGAAGGAGCUCAAGCAGAGGCACCCGGAGAAGGACAUGGAGCAGCUGAUCGAGAUGGCCAACUACCAGGUGCUGGUGCAGCAGCAGAAGAGCCGGGCCUUCUACCGCAUCCAGGCCACGCGCAUGAUGAUCGGCGCGGGGAACAUCCUGAAGAAGCACGCGGCCGACCAGGCCCGCAAGGUGGUGAGCUGCCACGAGGCCUGCGCCCAGGAGCACGACCCCAACACCAUCCUGCUGGAGUUCCAGCACGCGCACUACCAGUGCUUCGAGAACUGCGGCUCCCUCACCGUUGCCGUCCUGCGCCACGGGGGCGACCUCGGCUGCUCCGUCAAGGUGGAUUUCCGCACGGAGGACGGCACGGCGAACGCGGGUUCGGACUACGAGUUUGCGGAGGGCACGCUGCUGUUCAAGGCGGGCGAGACGCUGAAGGAGCUGACGGUGGGCGUGAUCGACGACGACAUCUUCGAGGAGGACGAGUACUUCCACGUGCACCUGAGCAACCCGCGCGUGGCGGGCCGGUCCGAGCACCCGCCCCCGGAGCCGGGCGGCAUCGCCGCGGGAAACAGCCUGCUGGGCGGCCCCGCCUCCUCCCUGCUGGCCCCGCCCAAGGCCGCGCUGGGCCCCGCCCACUCCACCACCGUCACCAUCUACGACGACGACCAUGCGGGCAUCUUCACGUUCGACGGCGCGUCGGCGCGCGUGAGCGAGAGUGUGGGCACCAUGCAGGUGAAGGUGCUGCGUACCUCGGGCGCCCGCGGCAAGGUGGCGCUGCCCUACCACACCCAGGAGGGCACCGCCAAGGCCGGGGAGGACUACGAGGAAAUCGCCGGCAAGCUGGAGUUCCUGAACGACGAGACCAUGAAAAUGAUAGAGAUAAAGAUCAUAGAUGAUGAGGAGUAUGAGAAGAACAAAACCUUCACCAUUCAUUUGGGCGAGCCCAUCCUGCUGGAGAUUGGACAGAAGCAUGGGGACACCAAUGAGAACAAGCUGCCGGUGGGGGCCGAGGAGGAGGAGGUGGCCAAGAUGGGCUGCCCGAGCCUGGGGGAGCACACAAACCUGGAGGUGGUGAUCGAGGAGUCUUACGAGUUCAAGAACACGGUGGAUAAGCUGAUAAAGAAGACUAACCUGGCUCUGGUGGUGGGGAGCAGCAGCUGGAGAGAGCAGUUUGUCAGCGCUGUCACAGUCAGUGCAGGUGAUGAUGACGAAGAGGAGAGCGGUGAGGAGCGGCUGCCGUCGUGCUUCGACUACAUCAUGCACUUCCUGACGGUGUUCUGGAAGGUUCUGUUCGCCUUCGUGCCGCCCACGGAGUACUGGAACGGCUGGGCCUGCUUCAUGGUGUCCAUCUCGCUGAUCGGCGUGCUGACGGCCGUCACCGGCGACCUGGCGUCCCACUUCGGCUGCACCAUCGGCCUCAAGGACUCCGUCACCGCCGUGGUGUUCGUGGCCCUGGGGACCUCUGUGCCUGACACCUUUGCCAGUAAGGUGGCAGCGAUCCAGGACCAGUACGCCGACGCGUCCAUCGGGAAUGUGACGGGCAGCAACGCGGUCAACGUCUUCCUGGGCAUCGGCGUGGCCUGGACCAUCGCCGCCGUGUACUGGCACAGCCAGGGGAAGCAGUUCCGGGUCAACCCAGGGUCGCUGGCCUUCUCGGUCACGCUGUUCACGGUAAUGGCAGUGCUGAGCGUGCUGGUGCUCCUGUACCGCCGGCGCCCCUCAGUGGCGGGGGGGGAGCUGGGCGGCCCCCGCACCUGCAAGCUGCUCACCUCUCUGCUCUUCAUCUCGCUCUGGCUCCUCUACAUCCUGCUGGCCUCUCUGGAGGCUUACUGCCAUGUGCCAGGGUUCUGAGACACGCCCACAAUCCUUUCCUAUAAGCCCUGCCCAUAAGCCCCACCCAGUGCCCUACCCAUAAGCCCCGCCCAUAAGCCCCGCCCAAUGCCACACCCACAAUCCCCUCCUAUAAUCCCCACCCCAACGCCCUGCCCAUAAGCCCCACCCAAUGCCCCGCCCACAAUCCGCUGCUCACGCUCCACUUCCUGCGCUCAACUGCCCCAUCCUGCCCCCUCUUACCCAUUCUCACCUCCUCCUGCUCCCACAAUAAAACACCCCCUCUAGUGGGCAUGUCAUGAAGCUCACUCCCUGACCCCCCCCCACACACACCUCCUUUCCUCCACGAGACAGCCAUGCACAGUCUUUAGACGAUGGGAAGUUGGGGGAGGGGUUUGAUUUCUUAAUUUCCCCACCCUGCUGACGCAAUGUCACUGCCGCCACACCCCCCCCCCCCCCCA